AUGGCUAUGCCGACGGUAAAUGGUGGCUCGCCAGCCCACCUACCAGCCGAAAUGUUCAGAUUCGUCUUUCAACAUGCUACUCCAUCUGAAAGUGGUGCCCGGCUUGGGCAGAUGGCUUUGCAACAAAAGCAUCACAUCAAAACACCUCAUUACUUAGUCUCAACAUCACGAGGAGCGGUGCCUCACCUAUCUCCGGAUAACCUGAUCAGACAUACGCGAAUUUCCGCGGUAUAUCUCGCUUUGGAAGACUUCAUUGAGAAGUCAUCAACGAAAUCACCCAUCUACAGCACCCCAAUCAAACCUGGCGAGUCUCGUUUACGGCAGUAUGCCGGCCUCCCCGACCAAAUCUUCUCCAUUCUAGGACCUCGUAGGGUUCCCAGUAUUCCAACGCCUGCCCAUAAUACAAACUCGUCGAUUGCGAUCUCGACAUCUGUAGGAUUUCGUUUCCUCGAAGCCAAGCACUACGAUGAGGCCCUGGAGGCUCUCCGGGCGGACCUUUCGAUGAGUCUCGCCGAUGUGAUCUCGAACGAUGUUGCAAGUGUGAAGCGAAUCGAAAAGAGCGUGGAUCGGACGCACGCAUGGCUUCGGGAUACAGUUGAAACCGAGGGAGCGCAGAGAACAUCACCAUUAUUCGCAUCGAUCCCUCCCCUAGAACCAGAAAGGCUGCAAUUCUAUUUAUCAGAUAUAGAGGAUGACUUCCGAUCACAGAUCUCAGGAUUAGCAGUGUAUGCCCCAGCCACAACUGUGGGAUUUUCACAAUCACUCCGACAACUACCAGUCAUCUGUCUGAGCGAUCCAUCCACACCACGAGCUGUGCUCUCAGCCAUCCACACAGGCAUUGACAUGAUCACCGUGCCAUUUGUGACACGAGCGUCCGAGCACGGCAUUGCCCUGUCUUUCUCAUUUCCCGGCCCUCCAGAUUCCUCGAACCAGCCACUGGGCAUCGACUUCUGGUCCUCGGGCCACGAGACAGAUCUGUCUCCCCUGAGCCCUGGAUGUAAAUGCUACGCGUGCCAGCGCCAUCAUCGCGCAUACCUACACCAUCUCCUCCAAGCGAACGAGAUGGUUGCGUGGACACUUCUUCAGAUUCACAACUUCGCCAUCAUUGAUUUGUUUUUCGAUGGUAUCCGACAGAGUAUUGAGCGCGGAACGUUCGAAGAGGACAUCAAAACUUUUGAACGCGCUUAUGAAUCUGAAUUACCGGAUCAGACUGGUCAAGGACCCAGAAUCCGGGGUUACCAGGCUAAAAGUAUCGGUGGAGGGGAGCCUAGACGUAAUCCAAGAGCAUAUGGAAAACUGGAUGAUCAGGUCCAAAAAUUGGCCGAGGCCGAGUCUGGAGUUGCAACUCCCGAGGGCGAUGCGAUGGAGAUUGAGGAGCACGGUCUGGCAAAGAGAGUUGAUGAGAAAUGA
Molecule: messenger RNA, 1410 nt
Organism: Exophiala bonariae
Lineage: Eukaryota; Fungi; Ascomycota; Eurotiomycetes; Chaetothyriales; Herpotrichiellaceae
Exons: 2
Coding region: 1-1410 (469 amino acids)
Molecular function (GO): tRNA-guanosine(34) queuine transglycosylase activity
Source: RefSeq, a predicted model, not a curated record